AUGGCCCGCAAUCCGGCCCUCGCCUCGCCGAGCUCCAUGGUGGGGCAGGCGGGCGGCCUGCUCGCCUCGAACCUCUUCAACAUGUCGGCCGACCUGUCGUACUCGUACAGCAACUUUAGCGGACACGGCCAGGGCGUCCAGUACGGCUCGAUCAAGGCGUCGGCGGCCGCGCCAUCGGCUGGCAUCGCAGCGACCCAGUCCCGGUCGAUGCUGCUCCUGUCGCUCUUCCUCUGCGGCAUCGCCAUGCUCAUGAUCCGCUACCCGGACUGCGCCAUCGGCUGCGAGCGCCGGACGGACCUCAAGGGACCGCGAGGGCUGCCGCUGCUCGGCAACCUCUUCUGGGCGCUCAAGAACCGAGACCCACUCGGCUACCAGGUGUACGCGCAGAAGAAGUACGGCUACGGCAACACGCACACGCUGCCCGGACUGGGCCGGCUGAUCGACAUCUCGCGACCGGACUGGAUUGAGCACGUGCAAAAGACGCAGUUCAGCGACUACGUCAAGGGCCCCUCGUUCCACGACCAGAUGAAGGACGUGCUCGGCGACGGCAUCUUUACCUCGGACGGCGAGCGGUGGAAGAUGCAGCGCAAGGUGGCCAGCCGCAUCUUUAGCGUCUCGUCGUUCAAGCACAUAAUCACGCGCACCAUCCGCGAGGACUGCGCGCUCCUCGAAAAGAUUCUCUACGACCACGCCGACAAGGGCGACACGUUCAACAUGCAGGAGCUCUUUUUCCGCUUCACCCUCAGCUCGUUUGUCAAGAUCGCCUUUAGCCAGGACACGGGCUCGCUCUCCAAGCCCGACCAGCCCGACGAGUUCGGCGAGGCGUUCAACUAUGCCCAAAAGGUCCUCGACAUGCGCUUCGUCCAGCCGUGGUGGAAGCUCAGCGAAAAGUACAACGAGACCGGCCGGAAGAUGCGCGAGUGCCGCAAGAUUAUCGACAACUUCACCGAUGAGAUUGUCGAGAACCGCCGCAGCCAGGCCGCAGCCAAGGCCGCCGGUCGUCUGCCCGCGUCCGACGGCGGCGAAAACGACGGCCGCAAGGACCUGCUCGACCUGUUCAUGGCGCACCGCAUGUCGGAUGGCAGCGGACUGAGCAACAAGCAGCUCAAGGACACCAUCCUCAACCUCCUCAUCGCCGGGCGCGACACGACGGCCGAGGCGCUGUCGUGGAUGACGUGGCACAUCCUCACCAAGCCGUCGCUCUACCGCACCAUCCAGGACGAGAUCGACACGCUGAGCGACGGCGGCGCCACCAACCACGAGAUCGACUACGACGGCUUCGAUCGGCUGCACCUCCAGAAGCUCUCUGCGUUCUACGAGACGCUGCGUCUCCACCCGAGCAUACCCAAGAACAUCCGACGCGCCGUCAACGACGACGUCCUCCCCAACGGCGGUCCGCGCAUCCGCAAGGGCGACAUCGUCCUCUACUCGGACUGGGCCAUGGCGAGGAACCCGGACAUCUGGGGCAAGGACGCGUGCGAGUUCCGUCCGGACCGCUGGAUCGACUCCGAGUCCAACGGCGACCACGCGGGCGAGGCGACCGAGUCGAUCCGCAAGGUGAGCCAAUUCAAGGCCCACUUUUUCAACGGCGGCCCGCGCCUCUGCCUCGGCCAGAAGCUGGCCACGUUCGAGGUGACGCAGGUCAUCAACUCGAUCUUUGGCAAGUUUGACCUCGAGCUCGUCGACCUGGGCGGCAAGAAGUCGACCGGCAGGGACAAGGUGCCCGAGUACCUCAACUCGCUCACGCACCCCAUGAAGCGGCCGCUCAUGGUCCGCGUCAAGCGUCGUGGUGCCUCUGCGCCGACCGCAUAG
This is a messenger RNA of Pseudozyma flocculosa PF-1, 1812 nucleotides long. It is a transcript of the gene cyp1, whose product is annotated as cytochrome p450 oxidoreductase. Gene Ontology annotation, molecular function: monooxygenase activity; oxidoreductase activity, acting on paired donors, with incorporation or reduction of molecular oxygen; heme binding. The transcript has 2 exons. Lineage: Eukaryota; Fungi; Basidiomycota; Ustilaginomycetes; Ustilaginales; Ustilaginaceae. The coding region runs from base 1 to 1812 and encodes 603 amino acids. The record is from RefSeq and is a predicted model, not a curated record.